GGUCCCAUAAAAUCUUUGUCCACGCGCUAAACAACUAAUAGUUUUUUGCUAGUUCGAGGAGACAUUGGAUAUUGAGGCUCAGGCCAAUUUUAUGACUGCAGUUGUGAAGGCGGCUUGUAGAAAGCUGUUCGUUACUUAGUCUGCUGUAUUAUCGAUCUUCUAGUUUAACUCUAAAUUCGAGUUGAUCAAUAACUCAAGUGGUUUGAUUCAUCUUCUGUUUUUCUUAACAUGCCUCCGGAAACGUAUUUUAAUUUGGAUUCCAUACCUGCUACCGUCGAUGAAGUUGUUGUUUCUGGAUUGGACAGGACGCACGAUUCAAUUGUCAAAAAACAAGUAGUUAAUAAUCUUCGAUUUGAACUUUGAUUUAUCAAGCUUGUGGGGUUAGUGAAAUCACAGAAUUUACAGGACCUUUUUGAGAAUGUGAGGAUUGCCAAAGAAAAGCUCGUAAAGCUUGGUGUGUUCAAGACUAUUUUUGCUGUCGUGGAUGUGUCCGAAGAUCAUUCAAAGCCGAAUGCGUAUAAAAUUACCUUCAAAGUUGAGGAAAAACGCUUCGUUACUGCCCGAAUGUCAAUGACUCAUGGAACUGAUGGAAUUACAAAGGCAUGUGGAAAUGUUCGUCUCAAUAAUUUUGCUCACCGUGCUGAAUGUGCUGAUAUUGAUGUUGAAAUCGGUUCAAACCAUUUGGUUUCCAAGUUCGCAACUAUUUCAAAGCCAUUGGAGAAUAAUCCAUACGUUCGUGUUAGUAUUGGUGGGACAGAAGGGAAUUGGGAUCACUAUUGGGCUAAAUUUCUGCGACAUGAACGUUCAGUGUUUACAGAAGCUCAAGCAGAAUCCUCCCUUGGAGUGCACAGAUUUCAAUGGGAUGCAGUGUGGCGAGAAACGGAAGUUAAGGAUCCUACUGCACCGUUAGGCGUCCUCAAAGAAUGCGGACCAGCAGUGAAAUCUAGUCUUCGUCAUGUCUUCGAAUCAGAUGCUCGUCCUGAUUUAGUCUUUCCAGAUGCUGGGUAUCUCUGUAGAAUAAGCCAAGAAAUUGCCUCCAUUACUCCUGGUUGUCAAACAGGACAGUCUAAUGUUAGUGAUAUUUCUUCUAGUGAUACAGGUUCUUUAGUUGAUCGUGCAUUGCAAUUAAAAUUGGAGGGAUUGCUUCAGAAACCAUUUCGUUUAUGUGACUGGCUUGUUGGAGAAGUGACAUUUUCUUCUGGAUUGAUUCAUUCUUUGACUAAGCAUCCCGUUCAUAUUUCUGAUAGAUUUUUUUUGGGUGGACCUUUAGAACUUAGAGGAUUUCAAUGGCGUACUGUAAGUCCAUCAGAGCCAUUAUUAGUACCAAAUGUUCAAACGUUAGAUAGUUUUGAAGCAACACUUAAUAAUAAUAAUAAUCAACAAUCAUUAUCAACACCUGUAUCUACUAACUCACCAUCAUCACCUAUUGGUGCUGAUGCUUUCUGGUUAACUGGAGCUCAUUUAUACACUCCAUUACCGUAUUGGGGUGCUGAAGAAGGUUCAUUAGCUGCUCAAUUACGUCUACAUGGAUUCUUUCUUGCCGGUUCUACAUUGGAAAAACCUAUUCAAAAAUUGAUGGAUUCAUCUUCUACUUGUAGAACUGUUAAUGAAUUUAGUCAAUAUUUUUUAAAUGAAUUAAAAGGUCGACCUCGUACUGUAAUUGGUAUGGGUAUAGUAUUUCGUUUUGCUGGAAUUUUACGCAUUGAAUUAAAUUAUUGUUUCCCAAUGACAUAUCAACCUGGUGAUCAAGUAAAGCCUGGAUUCGCUUUUGGAUUUGGGAUGUAUUAUAUGUGAUUUAUUGAUCAAUUUGUAGUUUUACUGUUUGAAUUUUCCACUGCAAAAUUAUUCGGUAAUAAUCUUGUGUGUGUACGAAGCAAUUAAAUAGACGGAGGUUGAUCCCAAUAGUAACUUGUUAUUAUUAUCAGAUACUAAUCGAUACUAAUUUAGAUUUGUAGUGGUUUCUGCUUUGUUGAAUUUUUGUCUUACUUUAGAUUACCUAAACUGAUACUGUACACAUGUUUCAUGUAUAAAUGCAUUAGGAAAUAAAUACAUAUUUCAGUA
Molecule: messenger RNA, 2061 nt
Organism: Schistosoma spindalis
Lineage: Eukaryota; Metazoa; Platyhelminthes; Trematoda; Strigeidida; Schistosomatidae
Source: the annotation of a GenBank genome assembly